CUCUGUUGAAGGUGUCAUGGACCGACUAAUGAUAGCUGAUCGAUCAGAAAGUUGAUGCCGGUCAGUGGAAAUGGAGGGCCAAUCAGGGCAGAUGGCUUCAUUAGCAGAAGUCUGUUUCCUCACCGAGGUGCAGAUAGGGAGACGACAGUCAGAACCCUUCGAAGUGCACCAGAGCACCCCUGGACACUACUACUAGGAAAGAGGUUUAUUCACUUAGCGGGUUCCUCCAGCUUGGCGUCACUGCUAAUUACCAGGGGUUGCGUAGACACACAGGGUUUACACUCUGGAGGUGUUGGUAGUGUGAGGGGCACGGAAAGAGGUAGCCUCAGCUUGAAGGAUUGUUUAAAAAAGAACAUGGUGGAGACCUCCCUCUGACCUGAGUGUCAAGUUCUUUUGGGGAUCACAGGAGAGUACCUCCCUGCCCCCCUCCUCCCGAGUAUGCUAUAGUAUGCUCACAUUUAAGAUGGAGAGGGCUGGAUCUGAGCUCUAGUUCCUAGGGCAAGCUGGCUGUGUCAGUAGGUUGCUCUGAUAGGCUGUAGUGGGUUCAAGCGUUCAAAAUGGUGUGGGCACGAGCAGUUCCUCCCUGUGGAAUCUGAUGGGCAAUGCCAUGGUGAUGACCCAGUAUAUCCGCCUUACCCCAGAUAUGCAGAGUAAACAAGGGGCCUUGUGGAACCGGGUGCCGUGUUUCCUGAGAGACUGGGAGUUGCAGGUGCACUUCAAAAUCCAUGGGCAAGGAAAGAAGAAUCUGCAUGGGGAUGGCCUGGCGAUCUGGUACACGAAGGAUCGGAUGCAGCCAGGGCCUGUGUUUGGAAACAUGGACAAAUUUGUGGGGCUGGGAGUAUUUGUAGACACGUACCCCAAUGAGGAGAAGCAGCAAGAGGCCCAGAAGAGGCGAUACUCUCCAGGAGUGCAGCGGGUGUUCCCCUACAUCUCAGCCAUGGUGAACAAUGGCUCCCUCAGCUAUGACCACGAGCGAGACGGGCGGCCUACAGAACUGGGGGGCUGCACAGCCAUUGUCCGCAACCUCCAUUAUGAUACCUUCCUCGUGAUUCGCUAUGUCAAGAGGCAUCUGACAAUCAUGAUGGAUAUCGACGGCAAACAUGAGUGGAGGGACUGCAUUGAGGUGCCUGGGGUUCGUCUGCCCCGGGGCUACUACUUCGGCACCUCCUCCAUCACUGGUGAUCUAUCGGAUAACCAUGACGUCAUUUCCCUGAAAUUGUUUGAGCUGACAGUGGAAAGAACCCCAGAAGAGGAGAAGCUGCAUCGAGAUGUGUUCUUGCCCUCAGUGGACAACAUGAAGCUGCCUGAGAUGACAGCGCCACUGCCGCCCCUGAGUGGCUUGGCCCUCUUCCUCAUCGUCUUCUUCUCUCUGGUGUUUUCUGUGUUUGCCAUCGUCAUCGGCAUCAUACUGUACAACAAAUGGCAGGAACAGAGCCGAAAGCGCUUCUACUGAUUCCUGCUGCCAUCACUUCUGUGACUGUCCCCGUGAGGCGUGGGAAGGGCAGGUGCUGGCCUGAACGUGCAGCCUUGUGAGUCUUCUUAAGUCUCCAGCCAUGCUCAGGGCUCUGCUCCAUCACAGAGCUUCGGCUAGAGGGACCCCAUGGUUCCCUGUUGGAUGGUGGGACCCCCAUGUUCUCAUGGUACCCCACCAGGACAUCUGACUCUGGUCAAGGAAGCCACCCACCCUAGGAUAGUGCUGCUGUGAUGUGCCUUUCCCUGCCAUCCUACUUGGGGGCAAGAAAGCAUGGAGAGAAUGUAUGCUGUUGUGAUGCUAAAACCACAGAACAGAAUUUCAUAGCCCAGAGCACCUUGGAUUCAAUGGGCCCUUCUGCAAACUGUAGAAAACUGGUAGCUCCUCAAACACCCUGUCAUUGGUUUUUGCUUUUUUUCCCAAGCUAUUAUCCACCUGAGGACCUGGAUGGGCACUUCCCUGCCUUACCUUCCUUCCUCUUUUCAUUAUCCUCUCCGUGUGCAACUGGAGCUGGAAAAGACCUUUGGAGACUUCUCUGUUGGGGCCUGGGGCUGCAGUGCACAGUCUGCUUUCACUGAGCCUCACUGGGUGGCCCCAGGAACUUUCCACUUGGCCACCACUCCAGCUUCUAAUCUCCAGCAGGGGAUUGGAUCGGCAAGCUCUCUAAUGAGAUCCUUUCAUGGCUUUAGUCAAGGUUGCUGGAAAGUCAGCAAGUGCGCAUCAAGAGGAGCUUGGAGGACUUUAUGGAUGUCAUGAGAUUAACUGUGAAACUGACCAGCUCCAGAUUUGACACUGAAAAAACCAUCUGUCAUGUGGUCUGAGCACAUGGUGAUGUUUCAGGACACACUGGAGCCUGCACAGCUGCAUGCUUUGUGUUGACCAUGAUUUUUGGAAACACACUUUGAUUGUUGGAAGAAUGGAAGCUUUCUUUUUAUAACCUGGGCUUAGAUACUUCCCCAAGAGGAAAUUUUUUUUUCUCGAUGGAGACAGUUGCUGUGUCGUCAUGUUACAAGUCAGGGAGCAAUAGACCCUCGUCAUCCGGUGCCUGGAAGAGCUCACGAUCUUUGAGCGACAAGCCCGAGUGCUCUACGUGUCAGCCUUUACUCUACUGCCUUAUCCGACAAGCGGUCACAUGCUGCUCACCUGUCUGCCCUUUGGUAAAAUUGCUUAGAGGCCAGAGCCUUCCUGGAGGGCCUGGAACUCUGAGCUCUCCUGUGGUCUUCUGUAGCCCAAAUUCUAAAAAUGGCUGAUGGAACCAAAC
Molecule: messenger RNA, 2732 nt
Organism: Ochotona princeps (American pika)
Lineage: Eukaryota; Metazoa; Chordata; Mammalia; Lagomorpha; Ochotonidae
Gene: LMAN2L
Product: lectin, mannose binding 2 like
Exons: 9
Coding region: 596-1453 (285 amino acids)
Biological process (GO): endoplasmic reticulum organization; endoplasmic reticulum to Golgi vesicle-mediated transport; Golgi organization
Cellular component (GO): endoplasmic reticulum-Golgi intermediate compartment; endoplasmic reticulum membrane; Golgi membrane
Molecular function (GO): D-mannose binding
Source: RefSeq, a predicted model, not a curated record